Molecule: messenger RNA, 3914 nt
Organism: Polypterus senegalus (gray bichir)
Lineage: Eukaryota; Metazoa; Chordata; Cladistia; Polypteriformes; Polypteridae
Gene: nek8
Product: NIMA-related kinase 8
Exons: 15
Coding region: 784-2766 (660 amino acids)
Biological process (GO): protein phosphorylation
Molecular function (GO): ATP binding; protein kinase activity
Source: RefSeq, a predicted model, not a curated record
GUUUCAAGAGGAGUUGUACACGGAAGCAAAGCUUUUUGUUGACAGUGUCAGUGUGUGAUUCUUUGUUUAAUUGUGUAUGCAAUGCAGAUGCUGUUAGACAGACAGGGCUAUGUGGGCUUUGUAAAUUUUAGGAAGUGAGAGAGAGAGGGGGUGUUGAUUGAAGAACACCGAAUUCUUCUCAGUAACAAAGCACAAUAUAACCAUUCAUUACACCAAACAAACAAAGCGUACAUUGUGUGAAUUUUGAGUGGUAGGUGUGAAUUGUGCAUAGUGAAAAUGAAAUAAGAUUAAAAGACUAUUUUAUAAUCACAGUGAUGGAGUGACUCUGCUGCCUCACAGAUCUGUCCUCAGUCAUCUGUCUGUGUGGAGACUGCAUUGAUGUUUGUAUGGGUUUUUGUUCUAGCUGCUCCUGUUUUUCUCUGACAUAUAUUUAUUUACAUGGCUGAUACGUUUAUUUCAGAUAACUUACACUAGAAUAUAUUGAAACUAUCUACAUGUAUUUUUUACACCAGUAUCCAUGUGAACUAUCAGUCCUGAGUUUAAAGUCCAGUGUUUAAAUCACUACACCACUAUGUUUACCACAGAUACUUGAUGAUUCUAAAUUGACUGUAUGUAUGUAUGUGUGAGUGAGUAUGCUCUCUAAUGGCUUGGUGCCCUGUCCCAGGAUGAAUCAAGGCUAGUUCCUGUCAUGUGUCAGCCCUGAAUUGAAUUAAAAUUGUUCACCUAUGCCGAAGAAGAACUGACCAAAAACUAGUAAUCCUUAAAGAAAUUCCUGUUGAACAGAUGACCAGAGAUGAAAGACAGGCUGCUCAGAAUGAAUGCCAGGUCUUGAAGUUACUGAACCAUCCCAACAUAAUUGAGUAUUAUGAGAACUUCCUGGAGGACAAAGCUUUAAUGAUUGCUAUGGAGUAUGCACCAGGUGGUACCUUGGCAGAAUACAUUCAGAAACGCUGUAACUCUCUUUUGGAUGAAGACUUAAUCCUCCACUUCUUUGCUCAGAUUCUGCUGGCUCUGCAUCAUGUUCACAAUAAGCUAAUUCUUCAUAGAGACUUGAAAACUCAAAAUAUCCUCUUGGACAAGCAUCAGAUGAUUGUCAAAAUUGGGGAUUUUGGUAUUUCCAAGAUCCUCGUCAGCAAGAGUAAAGCUUACACAGUUGUUGGUACUCCAUGUUACAUCUCUCCUGAACUCUGCGAGGGUAAACCAUAUAAUCAGAAGAGUGACAUUUGGGCAUUAGGUUGUGUUCUGUAUGAGCUGGCAAGUCUGAAACGAGCCUUUGAAGCAGCAAACUUGCCUGCACUUGUACUGAAGAUCAUGAGUGGAACAUUUGCUCCAAUUUCAGACCGCUAUAGCCCUGAUCUGAGGCAGCUAAUCUUAAGCAUGCUCAAUCUUGACCCUUCCAAACGGCCACAGCUGAAUGAGAUAAUGGCGCAGCCCAUCUGCAUUAGGCCCCUGCUUAACCUAUAUACUGACAUUGGCAAUGUGAAAAUGAGAAGAAUUGAGAAACCUUUAUCAGUUCAAUCUGGCUCGAAUCGAAGGCCAACAGGAAGGGUUCCCAGUGCAAGAUCAAGAAGCAAUUUAGUUAAUGCCAGUGGGUCAGGAAAAACAUGUCACCCACCUCCUGUUUCCUUGGUAUACACCUGGGGCAGCGGGAUCACCAUACCCUUGCGUCUACCCAUGCUAAAUACUGAGGUCACACAGGUCUCACUGGGGAGGACACAAAAAACUGGUGUUACAGUCUCUGGACGACUAAUUACUUGGGAGGCUCUAUCCAUCGAUGCUGGAGAUGUUUCCCUCCCUGGGUCUGUGGAUCAUGUUCAACCACAAUUCAUUUCUAGGUAUUUGGAAGGACAGUCAGCAGUGACUAUCAAAUCAGUCUCCUGUGGAGACCUUUUUACAACUUGCAUGACAGACAGGGGUAUCGUCAUGACCUUUGGAAGUGGAAGCAAUGGCUGUCUGGGACAUGGCAAUUUUAAUGAUGUCACUCAGCCUAAAAUUGUUGAAGCCCUGCUUGGAUAUGAAAUUGUCCAGAUUUCUUGUGGAGCAUCACAUGUUGUAGCAGUAAGCAAUGAACAUGAGGUCUUUACGUGGGGACGAGGUGACAACGGUCGGCUAGGUUUAGGCUCUCAAGAGUCCCACAACAGUCCUCAGCAAGUUGCUCUUCCUGCUGAAUAUAAAAUACUUAAGGUGCCUUGUGGUGUUGACUGUUCCAUGAUCCUCACAACUGAUCAUCAAAUACUAGCCUGUGGAAGCAACAGGUUUAACAAAUUAGGGUUAGAUAAAAUGAACAACUCUGAAGAUCCACCUAUUUCUGAGCAAGUUGAAGAAGUCCACAUUUUCACUCUUGUCCAGUCUAACCCCCUCAAUGUGGAGAAGAUCACAUACAUUGAUAUUGGAACGGCUCAUUCAGCUGCGAUUACAGAGGAUGGCUUGUGCUAUACAUUUGGCAGUAAUCAGCAUGGCCAGCUUGGCAGCAAUACCCGAAGGAACAGCCGUGUGCCCCAUCUUGUGGCUGGCCUUGAGGGUGUCAGAGUUAUCAUGGUAUCUUGUGGAGAUGCUUUCACUGUGGCAAUUGGAGCAGAUGGAGAGGUUUACACGUGGGGAAAAGGAGCAAGAGGCAGAUUGGGGAGAAAGGAGGAGGACACUGGAGUUCCCAGAUUAGUCCAGCUGGACAACAGCUUUCCCUACCUAGUAACUUCAGUUGCAUGUUGCCAUGGCAAUACAAUGCUUGCAAUUAAACCUUUACCAGAGGAGAUGAUUCCCAGAUGAGCAUGAACACCAUGUUCUUGGCACAACUGUGACACCAACUGCUUGUUUUCCUUCUUUGGAAAUUAAAGCCACCAGAUGUAAUCCAAAUCUUUUUUAAAAGGCCUGCAGAUUUUCUACUGCUGUCUUUGCAGUGCUUUAUCUCUGGAGACUGCUGUCUUGACAACUUGCUUCCAGCUGCUGAAGACGAAACAGAAAUAUGAUAAUAUCCUGUUAAAAAGCACAAGCAUCAGGCAGGAAAUUUAUGUUCUUGCUGCUACAUGGAUAAAGUCUUUUGACAAAAGAUGAGCUCAGACUGUUUGUGCAAAUCCUGUUUGCAGGGGGAGAACUGGACACUGUGAUUUCUCAAUGGCUGGUAUGAGUAAUGAUUGAUGUUUUUAAUAAGCGUGAAGAUUGUCCAAAUAGAUGGAAAAUUGUCACUGACCAGGGAGCCUUUUGCUUGAAAUGUAAAUUUGUUUUUUAGUUUUGUUGCAGUCACUUCAAUAUGAAUAUUGCUUCACAAUUGUUUUAUUAUUUGGCAUUACUGUUAUUUUUUUGUACUUGCAUAAUAUAGUUUAAUGUAAUUGUUAUUCAUUGGUUGUAUUUUUGAAGAUGUAUACUGUUUUUCAUCUCCCAGUACCAUACACCAUCGAAGAAGCAUGUGUGUGACACAGAAUGAAUGUUUUAAAAAUAAUAUUGGUCUGUGUUAGCCAUGCUAGAGCUACCAUUGGAAACUGUGUUUGCUGCCAAAAAUAAUCCUGUCAAUAUUAGUUGACAGAAAAUGUCUUAGAAUUGACAGGCACCAAUUACAAGGUAUUUACAAGUUAAUAAGGUUCCAUGAAUUUUAGCACAUUUUAAUUUAGUGAGGAAACAUAUCAGUUUGACAGCUGACAGUAGUGUAAAGAUGGUUUGAUUUUUAAUAAUAAAAUAAACAGAUGAAUUGUGGGUUAAUAUAUAGAAAGGAUUCACAUUUGCAAGUUUUGCACUUUUCUGCUGUAGACUACCAAAUUAAAUUGCAUUAGGCGCCUUGUUUUUAAAUCAUAUUUCUAUGUGUAUUAUGUUUUUUAUUCAGGUUUUCUUAUAAUGAGUGAUCUGUUUCAUUUGUAAUGUCAUUUUGUUGCAUUCUUUAUAUACUUUUUAUACUUAACUUUUUUUAUUAGUUUGUUCUGUAA